AGUCCAAAGGAUUAGAUGUCACUUCACUCUGCUCUAUUGUUCAGUUCCUUUACUGGAUCCACCUCCUUGAAGAUUAACACUAUCCUCUGUUUUCAAUCCAGGCUGUGGCAUCAACUCACAGUGGAACUUCUGGAGUUCACACUAAUUCCAUGUUUCCCAUCUGGGGAUAACCUGUUGCAGUUAUAUGAACACUUCAUAAGUGACUUUGAACACAGAAUAAAUCCAUUGUCGCUGGUGGAAAUCAUCCUCCGUGUGGUUCGACAGAUGAGUGAUGCACAAAUGGCUUUAAGUCUACUUGAAAAGACAUGGGAGAAGGUGAAGGGUAAUGAUGAAGCUAUGAUUCUCUGUAGAACUGCCAUUGCUGCUAUUAAAAUCAAAAUUGGGGACCUUCAGGAAACUAAGAAAAUCAUUGAAGAAGUGGAUGAGAUGCUGCAGAAGUUGCCAGGAGUAACGUCUGUCCAUGGCCGGUUUUAUGACACUUCCAGCAGUUACUAUCAGGUCGUGGGUGAUCACGCUGCUUACUACAGGGAGGCUCUACGGUAUCUUGGCUGCACUGAACUCUCCGACUUAUCAAUGGGUUCACAGCAGCAGAGAGCAUUCACUCUGGGCCUGGCUGCGCUACUGGGAGAAGGCAUUUAUAAUUUUGGUGAACUGCUGAUGCACCCAAUCCUGGAUUCGUUGCGUGAUACAGAGAACCAAUGGUUGAUUGAUACUCUGUACGCUUUCAAUAGUGGAGAUGUGGAGACCUUCUUCUGUCUGAAAACCUACUGGGGAGCUCAGUCUGAUCUGGCCAAUAAUGAACAGCGAUUGAAAGAGAAACUGCAACUGCUGUGCCUGAUGGAGAUGGUGUUUACAAGACCAGCAAACCACCGGCAGAUGACAUUUCAGGAAGUAUCCCACCAGGCCAAGGUGUCUGUAAGUGAGGUUGAAAUGCUGGUGAUGAAAGCGUUGUCUGCAGGCCUGGUGAAAGGGAGCAUUGAUGAGGUGGACCAUAAAGUUCACAUGACCUGGGUUCAGCCACGGGUCAUGGACCUGCAACAGGUAUCUGGUAUGAAGGAGCGGCUGGAGGCCUGGUGUGCUGAUGUGAAGAAUAUUUCCAUCCUCGUUGAAGACCAUGCGCAUGAGGUUCUUGGCUGAAACCCCACUGCCUUCACAUGUGAUUUGAGUUUGUGAUUGUUGAUGCUGAUGUUAAAAAAAAACUGUUCUAAUGUUUUUGCUGCAAAAGCAAGUUAACCCUGUUAUUUCCUUGUGAAAUUUAAAUAAACAUAUAUACUUUUGUGUGUUUACACAGGA
Molecule: messenger RNA, 1293 nt
Organism: Chiloscyllium plagiosum (whitespotted bambooshark)
Lineage: Eukaryota; Metazoa; Chordata; Chondrichthyes; Orectolobiformes; Hemiscylliidae
Product: 26S proteasome non-ATPase regulatory subunit 13-like
Biological process (GO): ubiquitin-dependent protein catabolic process
Cellular component (GO): cytosol; proteasome regulatory particle, lid subcomplex; nucleus
Molecular function (GO): structural molecule activity
Source: RefSeq, a predicted model, not a curated record